Molecule: messenger RNA, 348 nt
Organism: Prunus armeniaca (apricot)
Lineage: Eukaryota; Viridiplantae; Streptophyta; Magnoliopsida; Rosales; Rosaceae
Source: the annotation of a GenBank genome assembly
AUGGAGGAGGUCGUUGGUUGCCAUGGCCACAGCAACAAAGAGAACGUGAUCCCUCCUUUCUCUGCAACUGCAAGGGCAAAGCUCACCAACCCGGUUCCCGGAAACGGGUCUUCCUCCAAGAAAUGCUAUAAGAAGAUGAGAUUAAGGAGGAAGCCUCUUGCUGAUAUAACCAAUCUCUACAUCUACAGCGACAACAAUUCUGUUCAAUCAAGCUUGGCUCAUCAACCCAGCCCAACUCUUUCCUUCUCCUCAUCAAAUUCUAAGAAAAGAAAAUCAAUUCGGGAGGUAGAUAGUGCCGUUCAAGCCACCAAAUCCAACUCCAAGUCACUACGGAUGGGUUUCAGAUAA